AUGAAGUCGCUGGACCCUUCUAAACCCGAGACCGAGAGACACAAGGCAAGAAAACCCGAGAUCGAGAGUCUCAAGGCAAGGAAACCUGAGACCGAGAGACACAAGGCAAGAAAACCCGAGAUCGAGAGUCUCAAGGCAAGAAAACCCGAGACCGAGAGACACAAGGCAAGAAAACCCGAGACCGAGAGACACAAGACAAGAAAACCCGAGACCGAGAGACACAAGGCAAGAAACCCGAGACCGAGAGACACAAGAAAACCCGAGACCGAGAGACACAAGGCAAGAAAACCCGACACCGAGAGACACAAGGCAAGAAAACCCGAGACCGAGAGACACAAGGCAAGAAAACCCGACACCGAGAGACACAAGGCAAGAAAACCCGACACCGAGAGACACAAGGCAAGAAAACCCGAGACCGAGAGACACAAGGCAAGAAAACCCGACACCGAGAGACACAAGGCAAGAAAACCCGAGACCGGGAGACACAAGACUUCCAAUAACUGCGUCGAAGGCCCAGCCCCUCCUGCCAAGCCACUAACCCGAGGUCGUUGUGAUGAAAGCUACAAGCAAGAGUCAGAAGCACGGGUCCGGAAACCAGGAUUAAUCCUCAAAAAUUUCGUUACUGUAAACGCUCCAAGCAAUUUACUCCCAAGCAACCAUGAAAGAAGAUCAAGCUAG
Molecule: messenger RNA, 678 nt
Organism: Penaeus chinensis
Lineage: Eukaryota; Metazoa; Arthropoda; Malacostraca; Decapoda; Penaeidae
Product: neurofilament heavy polypeptide-like
Exons: 5
Coding region: 1-678 (225 amino acids)
Source: RefSeq, a predicted model, not a curated record